CUCACUACUGAAGUAGAGAAAUGAGGGGUUUUUUUGAGGAGAUAGUUACAUUAGCCAUAACUACUGGAUUUCUUCAAUACUCUAUUUAUUUUCCUUUUCCCCCAUUGUAGCAUAGCUGGCAUCAUACAAGAAUCUACUUACAUUGACUAACGAUACUGGAAGAGUGAAGAUUAGAGAAUUUUAAGUUUGAAAUUUGCAUCACUUCCUUGAACAAUAUAACCUUAACUGGCAUAAACUACUCUUACAGACAAAGGCAUUAUCUAUCACAAUAAGCACAUUUUUUACUUUUAUCACAACUGAACACUGUGAUUAAAAAAGCUCCUGUGACAAAAUUCAAGAAGAUCUGGUAUAAAUGAAUAACAAUUCAACAUGCAUUCGACCAUCCAUGAUCACUUCCAGAGCUUUACCAAUCACUUAUACCAUUCUUUGUAUUGUUGGUCUCUUUGGAAACUCACUCUCUCAGUGGGUAUUUUUGACAAAAAUAGGUAAGAAAACAUCAACACACAUCUACCUGGCACAUCUUGUGACUGCAAACUUACUUGUGUGCAGUGCCAUGCCCUUCAUGGGUAUCUAUUUCCUGAAAGGUUUCCAAUGGGAAUAUAAAUCUGCAGAAUGCAAAGUGUUCAAUUUUCUGGGAACUUUAUCCAUGCAUGUAAGUAUGUUUGUCAGCCUCUUAAUUUUAAGUUGGAUUGCUGUAAGCCGCUAUGCUACUUUAAUAAAAAAGGAUUCCACCCAAGAGACCACUUCAUGUUAUGAGAAAAUAUUUUAUGGCCACUUACUAAAAAAAUUUCGCCAGCCCAACUUUGCUAGAAAAUUGUGCAUUUUCAUAUGGGUAAUUGUAAUGGGCAUAAUUAUUCCCAUUAUCAUAUACUACUCAGCUGUAGAGGCUACAAUAGGAAAAGAGAGCUGGUGCUACAAUCGGCGGACGGAAGUGGGAGCCGUGAUAUCUCAGAUUGCAGGUCUCAUUGGAACCACAUUCAUUGGACUUUCAUUUUUAGUAGUACUAACGUCUUACUACUCUUUUGUCAGCCAUCUGAGAAAAAUAAGGGCCUGUACAUCUAUUAUGGAGAAAGACUUGACUUACAAUUCUGUGAGAAGACAUCUUUUGGUCAUCCAGAUUCUACUAAUAGUUUGCUUUCUUCCGUACAGUAUUUUUAAACCUAUUUUUUAUGUUCUGCGUCAAAGUGAGGACUGUCUGCUAUUGAAUUAUUUAAUAGAAACAAAAAAUAUCCUCACCUGUCUUGCUUCAGCCAGAAGUAGCACAGACCCCAUCAUAUUUCUUCUCUUAGAUAAAACAUUCAAGAAGACACUAUAUAAUCUUUUUACAAAAUCAAAUUCACCACAUAUACAACCAUUUAAAUGAAAUCGUUGACUUCUUGAUGGAAAACCACCAUAGAAAAGAAAAAUGUUCAUGUGACUCGAUUACAGACAUUAAAGUAAAUAAUUUACAUGUCAUAUCUUGGUUGACAACAGGUACCAAGAAAACUACUUUGGUUUAAAAAUAUACAUAUAUUCACAGAACUCAACUUAUAGUUCUUUCUACUAAAAGUAGAGAUGGCAGCAAUUUUCAGAGGCAGAGGUCAAGCGCACUGGAAGGAUUCCACUGCACAUGAAAUAAACCAUUUUCUUUUUAAACUCUUUUGUGGAACUUCUGUUCAGAACAUAGUAUUUUACUCUGUAGGAUGAAGAGACAAAUGCUUAUGGUUUACCUGCUUUCUAGUAGAAUACAAAGGUCCAUCUAUAGCUAGUAUGUUUUGUUAGUCACUGAUAAACUUUAAAAAUUAGCACAAGAAAAAAAUGGAUAAGAAACAUCCUCAUUUAAGUCUUAUCUAAAUGUAUGAAUAAUACAGUAUAAAAAUCCAAGGCUGAAUCACAUAUUAUUUAUUUGGUAUUACCCGGUUCAUGUUACUGGGAGAGGCAAUAUUCAUUGAUUCUGAUAUUUAUUAAGCAAAUGUUACUUGUAAGUAUGCUUAAAAAUUUAAUUAGGCUUUGACAAAAUAAAAAGCUGAAACAGUAUCUUUAUAUGUUCAUCCUUAUCACAUUUUAUUUGUUUUUGUAUCCAAUAUAAAUAAUGCUAUUAAUGACAAUACCUGGUAUGUAGAAAUGUUCUACUGAUUUUUGUGAAAUAAGUAAACGAUAAAGCAUUGUAAUAACAUCAUUGUAUCACCUAAUAAAACACUUAUGGGCCAGGAACUCUGCUUAUAUGCUUUACAUGUCUUGUUUAAAUCAUCACAGCCACCAUUUAUUUACUGAUGAAAAACCGAAGUGCAUAGUUAAGUAAGUCAUCCCAAUUUUCUCCAAUAGCUAAGUAAAUAUUUAAGAGGCAAGCAUUUCUUAGUGGCCAUUUCUUUCUUCCAUGUAAUCUUGUUUGUAAGACAAAUGAUGGUGACUACAUUGUGCACUGCAUACAUUAUAAUCAAAAAAAUUAAAAAAUGUUGUGUUGUUUUCCCAUGAUCAGAAGGACAUUUGGAGCUACAGCAUAUUUUCUAUUUCUACCUAUAUGGUACUUGUAUUUUCUUAGAUAAGAACAAAACAUAAACAGAUGAAUAAAAACAAUCAUUUGUGACUGUAAUUUGCCACUUCAUUAGAAACUGCU
Cavia porcellus (domestic guinea pig) is the source of this 2596-nucleotide messenger RNA. RefSeq names its product G protein-coupled receptor 82 (gene Gpr82). Gene Ontology annotation, biological process: G protein-coupled receptor signaling pathway. Gene Ontology annotation, cellular component: membrane. Gene Ontology annotation, molecular function: G protein-coupled receptor activity. The transcript is spliced from 3 exons. The coding region runs from base 353 to 1363 and encodes 336 amino acids. Lineage: Eukaryota; Metazoa; Chordata; Mammalia; Rodentia; Caviidae. The record is from RefSeq and is a predicted model, not a curated record.